UUAUUUUGUCCGGAAGUGCUUCGCUGCCUCGCGGCGUCGGUCUUGACGCCAUCUGAAGGCGUUCCGGUCUCCGUUUCCGCUCAAGUUUCUGUUUUCCGGUGAACUUUCUUGUUGUUUGACGUCACUCUGCGUUCCCGCCGCGUGGGCUCUCCUUCACUGUCGCAGCGUGGAGACAGAACGUCACCUGACCAGCAUGAGCGUCCAGCCCCGGAGGGUCCGGCUGAAGCCGUGGCUCCUGGCUCAGGUGAACAGCGGCAGGUAUCCGGGCCUGCAGUGGCUCAGUCCGGACCACCGGCUCUUCCAGAUCCCGUGGAAACACGCCACCCGCCACACGCCGGUGUCGGACGAGGAGAACACCAUCUUCAAGGCGUGGGCCGUAGAGACCGGGAAGUACCAGGAGGGCGUGGACGAGCCCGACCCGGCCAAAUGGAAGGCCAACCUGCGCUGUGCGCUGAACAAGAGCCGCGAGUUCCAGCUGAAGUACGACGGAACCAAGGAGACGCCGCUGCAGCCGUACAAGAUCUACGAGGUCUGCGAGCAUCCAGGUGUCACAGACGGGGCUGAGGAGGAGGAGGAGGAGAUGCCGAACCUGAUGGAGCUCAGCAUCAACCCCCCCAUCGGCGAGCCGGGCUUCUCUGACCCCCCCCUGCUCCUGGACCUCCCCAUGACCUCUGACCUCCAGCUUCAGGCUCAGAUGGUGGAACAGAGGAGUUUUGUUCAGCCUGGAGGACUUCCAAAUGGACUCCAGGACAUGAACCCGCUGACCUCCACCCAGCCAGAACCGGGCCAGAUGGAGGCCAGCCCCAUGGAGGCCGUGCAGAACCAGAGAGACUCUCAGAACCAGCAGACCUGCAAGUAUGACCUGCUGAGCAGCGUCCCACUAACAGACCUGGACCUGAAGUUCCAGUACCGAGGGAGAACGGUGGGAUCUGAAACCGUCAGCAACCCCCAGGGCUGCCGGCUGUACUAUGGACACCUGGAACCCACCCCGGAUCAGGUGGACCUGUUUGGGCCCGUCAGCCUGCAGCAGGUCCGGUUCCCUGGAACUUCUGAGAUCCAGAACCAGAAGCAGCGCUUCUACACAGAUGCUCUGCUGGACGUCAUGGAUCGAGGCCUGAUCCUGGAGAUCCUGAACCAGGACAUUUAUGCCAUCCGCCUGUGCCAGUGUAAGGUGUUCUGGUCUGGGCCCGGCCUGCCAGAGCCGGGACCACCCAACCCCAUAGAGAGGGAAAAGAGGAUCAAAGUCUUCAGUCUGAACGACUUCCUUCAAGGUCUGAUUCUGUACCAGAAGGGCGAAGCUCCAAACCCCCCACCCUUCGAGGUCUACUUCUGCUUUGGGGAGGACUGGCCGGACAAAAAGCCCAAAGAGAGGAAGCUAAUCAUCGUCCAGGUGGUUCCGGUGGUGGCCCGGAUCCUGACCGAGAUGUUCUCUGGAGAAAUGAGCUGGUCCACGGACAGCAUCCGGCUGCAGAUCUCCAACCCCGAUGUGAAGGACCAGACGGUGGAGCAGUUCAAAGAGCUGCAGAGACUCCUGCAGAGCCAGAACAUCCAGGGACCCUGGGCCCCCUAGAAGCCACGCCCCCAGUCCACCACAGAGCCCUGGACCCCCAUCCGCCCCUUUAGGCCACACCCCCAAUCCACCACAGGGCCCCCUAGAAGCCACGCCCAUAAUCCACCACAGGGCCCUGGACCCCCAUCCGCCCCUUUAGGCCACACCCCCAAUCCACCACAGGGCCCCCUAGAAGCCACGCCCCCAGUCCACCACAGGGCCCUGGACCCCCAUAGGCCCCUUUAGGCCACACCCCCAAUCCACCACAGGGCCCUAGACCCCCAUCGCCCCCUUUAGGCCACACCCCCAGUCCACCACAGGGCCCUGGGCCCCCUAGAAGCCGCGCCCCCAAUCCACCACAGGGCCCCCUAGAAGCCACGCCCAUAAUCCACCACAGGACCCUAGACUCCCAUCGCCCCCUUUAGGCCACGCCCCGUAGACCUCAGCUGGUGUUCCCACAAAUGUCUGACUUUGACCCGAGCUUCAGGUCCAGUUCUGGUUCAGGGCGUGUUCAUUUCUGUACUAAGUUGAGCCCAAAACAUUUACAAACCCACCCAGAACACUUAGGACCGCCCCCAAAGGAAAGAGAUGUCAUAGUGUGCUUUAAUAGACCCCCCCCACAACAAAAGAGGGGGGGGGGGUCUUUUUUAUGUUGUGAUGAAAAUAUGAAUAAAAUCUUUUGAUCUAAAAGUUUGUAGAAAAAUCGUUCAGAUUGGGGGGGAGGGGGGUUAGCCGCAUCACUUCCUGUGUCGUACCUGAACGCCCCUUCCAGUUGCCCCUCCCCCCUCCGGUAGAACAGGCCGCUCAGAAGUUUGUUGGAUUGUUUUUUAUUGUUGUUUACUGUUUACAACAAGGCUACAUCAACAAUGAUGUCACGGUGUCGGUCUGUCCGCCUCCUUCCCAGAGUUCACUCUGUCACUUUAUGAAAACAACUAAAAUAAACAAAGUUUAAAAGGUCAAAGGUGACGCCAAAUCCUCCAGAAUGAUCCUCACGCAGCCGCUCAGCCAAAAGCAUCAUGGGAAAACUUUUGGCUCAUUUAUGGCACGGGCAAAAAAAAA
Molecule: messenger RNA, 2608 nt
Organism: Oryzias melastigma (Indian medaka)
Lineage: Eukaryota; Metazoa; Chordata; Actinopteri; Beloniformes; Adrianichthyidae
Gene: irf5
Product: interferon regulatory factor 5
Exons: 9
Coding region: 194-1570 (458 amino acids)
Biological process (GO): immune system process; regulation of transcription by RNA polymerase II
Cellular component (GO): nucleus
Molecular function (GO): DNA-binding transcription factor activity, RNA polymerase II-specific; protein binding; RNA polymerase II cis-regulatory region sequence-specific DNA binding
Source: RefSeq, a predicted model, not a curated record